Molecule: messenger RNA, 2273 nt
Organism: Colossoma macropomum (tambaqui)
Lineage: Eukaryota; Metazoa; Chordata; Actinopteri; Characiformes; Serrasalmidae
Product: dihydroxyacetone phosphate acyltransferase
Exons: 16
Coding region: 67-2058 (663 amino acids)
Biological process (GO): ether lipid biosynthetic process
Cellular component (GO): peroxisomal membrane; mitochondrial membrane
Molecular function (GO): glycerone-phosphate O-acyltransferase activity
Source: RefSeq, a predicted model, not a curated record
GGGCGAGACAGAGAGGAGGCUGAGUGCACCUGCAUCUGCGCUGGACUGCGCUCUGCGCUCUCAGCCAUGGAGCCGCUGGGCAAACACCUGUUGAGGGCGGAGCCUGAAAGCUUCUUUGAUAUUCUGGAGGAGAGGAGGCGGGGCAGUGACAUAAGCCACGCCUUCAGGAUGUUCAGCCCUCAGCCGUAUCACGGGGCCACGCCCCCUUCUGUUAAAGCCCUCAAUAAGAUGGUGUUGGAAUCGCAGUUCCUGCACUACGUUAUCGCAGAGGUCGCUGCGGAGUCUGGAGAGCCGCGUGAGGGAGUGAAGGAAGAGGCCGCGGGGAUUCUGGACGAAAUGGCUCAGAACCUGCAGCUGAGCUUCAUCCGUCUGCUGGGUUUCUCGCUCAGUAAAAUCUUCAAAAGGCUCUUCCGUUCCAUCCGGGUCAACGAGGACGGACUCGCACGGCUCCAGCAGGCCAUUCAGGAGCAUCCUGUUAUUCUGAUGCCCAAUCACAGGAGCUACAUCGACUUCUUGGUUCUGUCCUACAUCAUGUUCACCUACGACCUUUCCAUUCCCGUCAUCGCUGCUGGAAUUCCUCUGAUGGGGAUGUCUCUAAUUGGUGAGAUAUUCCGACGGUCGGGAGCGUUCUUUAUCCGGCGUGCGAUUGGCUCGGAUAAGCUCUACUGGGCGGUGCUCUCCGAGUACGUCAGGACUAUAGUGCGGACGGGUUUUGCUCCUGUGGAGUUUUACGUGGAAGGACUGCGCAGCAGGACACUGAAGUCUCUGACGCCAAAGCUGGGUAUGAUGCAGAUGGUCUUGGAGCCGUUUUUUAAAGGAGAGGUGUAUGACGUCCUUCUGGUUCCGGUCAGCAUCAGCUACGACCGCGUUCUAGAAGAAACUCUGCUUGCACACGAACUGCUGGGUGUCCCCAAACCUAAAGAGUCCACAACGGGUUUGCUGAAGGCUCGGAAGGUUCUGGAGGACGACUACGGCUGCAUGCAUGUGUGCUUUGGAAAGGCUGUCUCUGCAAGAGCUCUGGCCCAGGGAAGGGUCGACCGCGGGCAGUUCAACCUGGUGCCCAGAGGUUUGCCGUUGAAUGCGAGUUCUGAGCUGCAGGAGUUUGUGAGCGGCGUUGCUCACCUGCUGGUGCGGCUGCAGGAGAAGAACAUGGUCCUCAGCCCCUGGAGCCUCAUGACCUUUACUCUCCUGCAGAGCCCUCAGGGCGUGGACUGGGAGCAGCUUACCCAUAAAACCCUCUGGCUGCGGACCCUCGCCCUGCGGUUUGGAGCCCACCUCAACUGGCCUGCUCAGCUUGCGGAUUCAGAGGUGAUCUCUGACAGCCUGGCCCUGCAUCGCUCCAUAGCCUGCCGCGAGAAGGGGCGUGUCCAGUUGGUUGAAGAGGCGGGGCCAGGACCUGUCACUCAAGAGGAGGCCGCGUUCCGGAAAGCAUCUGCAGUGCUCAUGUGCGCCUCCUACAGGAACCAAGCGCUGCACGUUUUCACGCGGCCUGCGCUGGUGGCUCUCGCCAUGACAACGGCUGCGAGUCCCGGGAAAGAGGACGUCUUCAGACGCUUCUGCUUCCUGCAGGAACUGUUCGCUAAUGAGUUCGUCUUCAUCCCUGGACACGCAGUGCAGGACUUUGAGGAGGGCUGUGUUGCUCUGCAGCAGUGUGGAGCACUGACCAUCACUGACCAGGCGCUGAGAGUAACUGAGGAAGAGCAGGACACCAUCGUCUUCCUCACUGCCGUUCUGCAGCCUUUUAUUGAGACAUAUGAGGUGGUCUGCAGAAUCUUGUGUGAGGAGAGAUUUCAGACGUUCUCAGAGAAGAGCUUCAUAUCGUCCGUUCGUGAUGUCAUCAUCAAACUCCUGAUCUCAGGUGAGGUGCGGUCGUACGAGUGUUUGUCCUCAGACACUCAGAAGAACGUGCUGUCAGCUCUGCUCAGGAUGGGGGCUGCGUCUAAAUCCAGAGUAGCGGAGCAGAAUGAGUACAGGGUGAGCAAAGCUGCAGUGAGGAGAAUAUGGGAAACACUGGGCGGCAGGGUGAACCCUCAGGUGGCGUCGUACUCCAGGCUGUGACUCUGUGAUCUGAGGAGCUGGACUGGAGCGGUGUUCUUCAUCCCUCCAUUCCUUACCUUCUUUCAUCCAACCCACAGCAGCGUCUCAGUCCAGAGGACUCGGGUGCUGGACAGAGUUUUCCCUGCUCUGACGUUCCUGAUGAAAAACCUGCAUUAUUUUGAUGCUCCACUGUAGCUGCUUUGUAGAUGCUCACAUAAACUCAACACCCACUCUAA